Molecule: messenger RNA, 1600 nt
Organism: Emericellopsis atlantica
Lineage: Eukaryota; Fungi; Ascomycota; Sordariomycetes; Hypocreales; Bionectriaceae
Product: WD40-repeat-containing domain protein
Exons: 1
Coding region: 261-1478 (405 amino acids)
Biological process (GO): iron-sulfur cluster assembly
Cellular component (GO): cytosolic [4Fe-4S] assembly targeting complex
Molecular function (GO): protein binding
Source: RefSeq, a predicted model, not a curated record
GAGUCUACCGUGACAGCAUAACCCCAACUCUUAACGACGCAGACAAGCAUCGUGCUUGUGAAAAUUGGCGUGCCGCUAAAUACCGAAUAUCACAGGCCGCGAUAAAUCAAGCUCGCCAGCGAGAAAACAGGGCCUGGAAGAUCUUCCGGUCUCGGCCAGCCGAACAAACCCCUCCACCCCUCUGAAAGCUCGACAACCAAACGCAUCUACCUGUCCAACGCCUCGCUCGAGUCUGGCUUUGCUUGCAUGGCCAUUCCACAAUGUCGUCCACACACAUCCGACCGCUGCCGCCCUUGACGCCCGACCUCCACGAACGCGCCUGGUCCUCCACGCCCCAUCCCACUCUCCCGCUCCUCGCCACGGCGCACGCCAAGUCGGUCACGGUCUUCUCCCUCACCACCCUGACGCCGCACUCCAACCUCACCGGAGGACACACGCGAUCUGUGCGCGCCGCGUCAUGGAAGCCCAACUUGCCGCCCCACAAGCUGUGUCUCGCGACGGGCAGCUUCGACUCCACCGCGGGUAUAUGGCGAUGGGAGGAUCGCGGGGCCGAGCACGAAACGGAGAUCAGGAACGGAAGUGAUGGUGACGAGAAGGAAGAGGAGGACGACUGGGAGUUCACGCUCGUCCUCGAGGGCCACGACUCUGAAAUCAAGAACUGCAUCUUCUCCCCCUCAGGGGCGCACAUUGCCACCUGCUCACGGGACAAGUCCGUCUGGAUAUGGGAGGACAUUGGCGCCUCCGAGUCGGACGACGACUGGGAGACGAUUGCCGUCCUGAACGAGCACGAGGGCGACGUCAAGGCGCUCGCCUGGUGUCCCGACCUCCCCGGCCGCUCGAGAAAGGGUACCUUUGGCGUGGAGUGCCUCGCGAGCGCGAGCUACGACAACACCGUCCGCGUGUGGCGCGAGGACGGCGACGCCGAGUGGGUCUGCGUUGCUGUGCUGGAGAAGCACGAGGGCACAGUCUGGGGUGUACAGUGGGAGGGUCGACCGAGGAAAGGCGACAAGUUCCCCCGGAUCUUGUCCUUCUCGGCGGACGGGACCAUACGCAUCUGGACCCUGACCCAGCCGUCGGACGAGGAUGGCCAGGAGGACGGCGCCGGGCAGGGCAGAAACGCGCUGGGCGGCAUACCCAACACAAUGCGCCAGUCACUGCGGGAGGACUGGGUUUGCACGGCGACGUUGCCAAAGGUACACGAGUCGGACAUCUACGCCGCUACCUGGAGCGCCACAACAGGUCUUGUGGCCAGCACGGGGAGCGACGGUACCUUGGCCCUCUACAAAGAGAACGAGGAGACGGGCGAGUGGUCACUGCUCGUGUCCUUGCCGAAUGCACAUGGCCCGUACGAGGUGAACCACGUAACUUGGUGUCGACGGUGGGAUAAGGGGGUCGACCCGUCUAGGAGAGGCGUCGAGGAAAUGCUGAUCACAACCGGCGACGAUGGCCUCGUCCAGCCGUGGGAAGUCCAAGUAUAGAUAAAUUGGCUAACGGCUUUCAAUGAAAAUGGGAUGCAACAAGAUUUUCUGUCUCUAUUGAAACAUGGUGGCGUAGUGUCGGACGGGUCUUUUGCGGGUUUUGUUUCUUGUCACUUUGCUGA